Messenger RNA from Spathaspora passalidarum NRRL Y-27907, 429 nucleotides. RefSeq lists its product as uncharacterized. The transcript has a single exon. The coding region runs from base 1 to 429 and encodes 142 amino acids. The record is from RefSeq and is a predicted model, not a curated record. NCBI's taxonomy places the organism in Eukaryota, Fungi, Ascomycota, Pichiomycetes, Serinales, Debaryomycetaceae.
AUGGCUUGGCUUCCAUUCGGCAAUAAAGACAAGAGUAAUGCUAAAGUAGAUCUUGUUCAAUCACCACAAAUUGAACAGAGAUCUCAUCAACCAAUGCCUACUUCAGAUAUAGAUACCACGUUGAACCAAAUUUCCACCCCCACAUCGUCGAUUAAAGUUAAGGAUAUCCAAGACACCACUGAUCCUAAACAGGCCCAAGCUAAGAUAACCGAGUUUGUCCAGAAAGAUCCGUGGAAAACUUUCAUCAUUGAUGGUGAACAUAAUGCUGACCAGAGUAUAAUUUGUACUGAUACCAAUGAUGGCAAAACGUGUUUGAAAUUAGGUAUCAAUUCUGUCAAGAUGUUCAAGGUUAUGCAAAGUUUGGAAUACUUUUGUUCAUUGCCUAACGACGUUGAUGCUACUUACUUUGAGUGUAGAAAGAUAAAAUAG